Molecule: messenger RNA, 2241 nt
Organism: Saccharomyces kudriavzevii IFO 1802
Lineage: Eukaryota; Fungi; Ascomycota; Saccharomycetes; Saccharomycetales; Saccharomycetaceae
Gene: CBK1
Product: serine/threonine protein kinase CBK1
Exons: 1
Coding region: 1-2241 (746 amino acids)
Biological process (GO): peptidyl-serine phosphorylation; intracellular signal transduction
Molecular function (GO): ATP binding; protein serine/threonine kinase activity
Source: RefSeq, a predicted model, not a curated record
AUGUAUAGUAGUAACAGCAAUCACAAUGGGAGCGCAUCUCCUUCAGGACAAAGCUAUUACAUGUCCCAGCAACAAGACCAACAGCAUCAACAACAGUACGCUAAUGAAAUGAACCCGUAUCAGCAAAUAUCUAGACCGCCUGCCGCAGGAUUCAGUAGUAACUACAUGAAGGAACAGGGUUCUCACCAAUCAUUGCAAGAGCAUUUACAACGUGAAACUGGCAAUAUCGGCAGUGGUUUCACUGACAUUCCAGCUCUAAAUUAUCCUGCAACACCACCACCACAUAAUAACUACACAGCGCCAAACCAGAUGAUCAAUACGCCACCACCGUCAAUGGGUGGCCUUUAUAGGCAUAACAAUAACUCACAAAGCCUGGUUCAAAAUAGUAGUGGGGGUGGGAACGCCCAACUAGCCCAAUUGUCUCCAGGCCAAUUUUCUGUAGAGUCUGAGUACAACCAAAAUCAAAACGGUAGCUCGUCUAGUAGUCCGUUCCAUCAACCGCAGACCGUACGGAGCAAUGGAUCAUAUUCAAGCGGGCCAAGAAGCAUGAAAAGCUUCCAAAGGUUACAGCAAGAACAGGAGAGUGCUCAAUUUCAACAGCUUCCCCCAGUGCAGCAGCAAAAUUCCCGUCAGCAGCAACAGCAACAACAACAAUUUCAGCAGCAACAGCAACAACAACAACAACAACAACAACAACAACAACAACAACAACAACAACAAUCACCCAUUCAAAGUGGCCUGAAGAAUGGCACCAUAUCAAACUACAUGUACUUCGAAAGACGGCCUGAUCUGCUGACCAAAGGAACACAAGAUAAAGCAGCAGCUGUGAAGUUGAAAAUUGAAAACUUCUACCAAUCCUCUGUUAAGUAUGCCAUUGAAAGGAAUGAAAGAAGGGUGGAGUUAGAAACAGAACUGACGUCCCAUAAUUGGUCAGAGGAAAGAAAAUCCAGACAGCUGAGCUCUUUGGGUCAAAAAGAAUCCCAAUUUUUAAGACUGCGCAGAACGAGAUUAUCGUUAGAGGAUUUCCACACCGUAAAAGUCAUCGGCAAAGGUGCAUUUGGUGAGGUGAGACUUGUUCAAAAGAGAGACACUGGAAAAAUAUAUGCAAUGAAAACGUUAUUGAAAUCGGAGAUGUACAAGAAGGACCAAUUGGCACAUGUGAAAGCUGAAAGGGAUGUUCUUGCUGGCAGUGAUUCUCCAUGGGUAGUUUCACUGUAUUAUUCCUUCCAAGAUGCUCAGUAUUUAUAUUUAAUCAUGGAAUUUUUACCUGGCGGUGACUUGAUGACCAUGUUAAUCAGAUGGCAACUAUUCACGGAGGAUGUAACCAGAUUUUACAUGGCUGAGUGUAUCUUAGCCAUUGAGACUAUUCAUAAAUUAGGUUUUAUUCACAGAGAUAUUAAACCGGAUAAUAUUCUAAUUGAUAUUAGAGGACAUGUCAAAUUAUCUGAUUUUGGAUUAUCUACAGGGUUCCAUAAGACUCACGAUUCAAACUAUUAUAAAAAGCUGUUGCAGCAAGAUGAGGCGAACAAUGGUAUCCCUAAGCCAGGCACGUACAAUGCAAAUACAAAUGAUGCCGCAAGUAAAAGACAAACGAUGGUUGUGGAUUCUAUCAGUUUGACGAUGUCAAAUAGACAACAAAUACAAACAUGGAGAAAAUCGCGUCGGUUAAUGGCGUAUUCUACUGUGGGUACACCGGACUAUAUUGCGCCUGAAAUUUUCUUGUAUCAAGGUUAUGGACAAGAGUGUGACUGGUGGUCGCUUGGAGCAAUCAUGUAUGAAUGUUUGAUUGGUUGGCCCCCUUUUUGUUCCGAAACUCCACAAGAGACAUACAGAAAAAUCAUGAACUUUGAACAAACUCUGCAAUUCCCGGACGAUAUCCAUAUUUCUUACGAAGCGGAGGAUUUGAUCCGCCGUUUGUUAACGCAUUCAGAUCAAAGACUUGGUAGACAUGGUGGUGCCGAUGAAAUCAAAAGUCAUCCAUUCUUUCGGGGUGUUGAUUGGAAUACAAUCAGACAAGUAGAAGCACCAUAUAUACCAAAGCUGAGCUCCGUCACAGAUACCAGGUUCUUCCCCACAGACGAGUUGGAAAAUGUGCCAGAUUCUCCAGCUAUGGCCCAAGCCGCUAAACAAAGAGAACAAAUGACAAAACAAGGCGGAAGUGCACCAGCCAAGGAAGAUUUGCCAUUUAUUGGUUAUACCUACUCCCGAUUUGACUACUUGACAAGAAAGAACGCACUAUAG